GGACCCUGUUUCCGGUACCUGGGCGGGCAGCUAUGGUGACUGGCAGGCGGCAUGCGAAGCCGCAUCUGUGGCCGGUGGAGGCCCGCUUGGCAGCACUGCUUCCCGACCUACUGGUCUUUCGGAAGCCCCGUGGAUCGGAACCCGAGCUCGCCACGGCCCAGGGAGUCCUCCUAGGCGUCCAUGUGACGGGGUUUACAGCAUUAAUGGACAGGUUCAGCCUGACCUGCAAGUCGGAACGUGACAUGGACAAACUGGCCCACAUCUUCAGUUAUUACAUUAGUGACAUCGUGGAGCAUGUUCUCUGUUUUGGAGAGGAUAUCCUAAAUAUCACAGGGAACAUGCUCCUGGCACUCUGGAGAGUAGAACAAAAUCAACUGAGCGACAUCAUUACCUUGGUGGCAAAAUGCAGUCUGGAGAUACAGGAGAAAUUUGGGAUCUAUCAUACCAGAGAAGGCCAGGACCUGCAGUUAAAGAUAGGUCUGUCUGCAGGUCGGAUUUCCCAGGUUAUUGUUGGAGAUGAGCGGCAGCAACACCUCUUGGUGAUUGGGCGGGAUGUAGAUGAUGUCCGGUUAGCUCAGCAUUUGGCUCAGGCAAAUGAGAUUGUCCUAUCCUGGAACUGCUGGAUGCUCUGCGAGCAGCAUAUGUUUGAAGUGGAAAUCAUGAGGGAGGAUGAAGCUGUGAAGAAUGUUUGGAAAAAGACAUUUGGCAAGAAAGAGAAACAAAAAUCGCCCUUUGUUAGGGUGUUGCCAUUGAUGCUGAAGGAAGCAGAUUCCAAGCAGUGCUUCUAUGCCAUCCAGACCCUCAUGGCCAUCUUCUUUGAGAUUGAUACAUGCCCAGCCUAUUACCGGCAAGAGUGCCUACAAAGACACCUUUGUGGGAUAGUGGAAGAACAACUUCACUGCCUUUUUAAUGACCUCUUAUUUGUGAAGUUUCCUUUGUCCUUCAAAGUUUCGCACAUGGAUGACGUGGCCAGACAAAAGAAGGUUAAAGCAUGUUUUAUUAAAGUACUUCAGGAGGCAGCGAGGGAAACACCACUGAUUUUCCUCAUUGAUGAGGCCCAGUAUAUGGAUGCAGCUUCGUGGGAGUUUUUGGAAACAUUGGUCUCCAGUAUGCCCAUCAUCAUGGUGAUGACGCUGACCCCUAUCUUCACCCUGUGUGGCUGGGCCCAGCAUUUCCUGCAGAGCCCUCAAGCUAUCCUUAUGCCUAUUUCGAAGUCGGCAACAACCUCGCUGUUGAGAAUGGCAUGUUGGGAACUAGGGGUGGUGAGCAUCCCCCAAGAGCUGCAGAUCUACCUUCACAGGUGCUUUGGAAAUCCCCUUUAUUGCGAGGUCCUAUGCCAGGAUCUUCUCUCUAAGGACAUGUUGCUCUUUCAUGACCUACAAAAAGAGGAAGAGGAAAACAGCAAGUGGGAAACCCUCUCAGCCAAUGCCAUGAAAUCCAUAAUGUAUAGUAUUUUUCCUGCCAACUCUGAAGAAGACCAGGAACUUUAUGUCUGCACAGUCAAGGAUGAUGUGAACUUGGAUACAGUACUUCUACCACCCUUUCUGAAAGAAAUAGCAGUAAGCCAACUGGAUCAACUGAGCCCAGAGGAACAGUUGCUGGUCAAGUGUGCUGCAAUCAUUGGUCACUCCUUCCAUAUAGAUUUGCUGCAGCACCUCCUGCCUGGCUGGGAUAAAAAUAAGCUACUUCAGGUGUUGAGAGCUCUUGUAGAUAUACAUGUGCUCUGCUGGCCCGACAAGAGCCAAGAGCUUCCUGUUGAACCCAUAUUAGUGCCUUCCUCUAUCGACAUAAUUGAUGAAACCAAAGAGAAGAAAACAAAGUUAGAUGGUGGUUCAGCCUGUCUUCUCAGGCUAAAAGAAGAAUUAUCCCUACCUCAAACUGAGGUGUUGGAAUUUGGAGUGCCUCUACUACGGACAGCUGCUUGGGAGCUCUGGCCCAAGGAACAACAGAUAGCUCUACACCUCGAAUGUGCCUGCUUUCUCCAAGUUUUGGCCUGCCACUGUGGGAGCUGCCAUGGAGGAGACUUUGUCCCCUUUCAUCAUUUUGCAGUUUGUUCUACUAAGAAUUCCAAGGGGACCUCUCGAUUCUGUACUUACAGAGAUACUGGCUCAGUGCUAACACAAGUGAUCACAGAAAAAUUGCAGCUGCCUUCUCCCCAAGAUAGUUUUCCAUUCCAGAUGAAACCAUCCAGAACUCAGGAGGCCUUCUCAAGUGAAUGCUGCAGAACAGAGGAAGAGUUCCUAGAUGAAGUGAAGAGGAAGCUGGCUCAGACCAGCCCUGAGAAAGACCUGUUGACCACAAAGCCUUGUCACUGUAAGGAUAUCCUGAAGUUAGUGCUCUCACCUCUCACCCAGCAUUGCUUGGUCAUUGGAGAAACGACCUGUGCAUUUUACUACCUGCUGGAGGCUGCAGCUGCCUCCUUGGACCUGUCAGAUAAUUAUAUGGCCUUCUUUUAUUUAAGGAAGGCAAGCAGUCUUCUGGGCCAACCCUCAGCAUUUUCAUUUUUGAAAAAACACAAGGUGAAGAUCUGUCAGUUUGAAGAGGCUACUUUCUGCUGUCUUCUGUCGGAGGUCUGUUUCAACAUGGGACACAUCACUUUAGCCAAAAAAUUGGCUAGGAAAGCCCGUCGGCUGCUGAAAAGGAAUUUCCCUUGGACCCGGUUUGGUGUCCUUUUCCAGACAUUCCUGGAAAAGUAUUGGUAUCCCUGUACCCUGAGCCAACCUCCAAACAACCCUAGUGAGAAUAAGAAGAAUUUGGCAGUUCUGCAGCAGCAGGUGCAUUGCCUCUCCCUACUCUGGCAGCUCUAUAACCUGGAGGCCACAGCCAGUAGCUACAGGUUUGCCUGCCUGGCUACUCUUAUGCAGAAGAAUUCAGCUGAGGAGUUUGCAAAUGAAGCCCAGGUUGUCUCUACCUAUGUGGAGCUCUCUCAGUUCUCCCAGAGCAUGGGCAUCAAGGACAAGUGGCUGCACUGUGAGCAGAUGGCCAUUCAGAAAAGCAGUUUAUGUUGGUUCUCCAGGGAGGGAUUGUUGGCCACAGCUCAGGUCAUGCAGGCCCUGGCCUACACCAAGCUCUGCCUUGGCCAUCUUGACUUCUCCAUCAAGCUGGGAUUGCUGUUUCGGCCCUUUAGUGAGUGUCUGCGUUCCGUUCAAAUCUACGAGCACAGCCAUGUUCUGACCUCUCAGAGCGAUGUCAUGCUGGGGGUCCACUCCUCCCUGGCCAUGUGGUUUGCCCAGGAAUCAUAGUGGGACCUGUUUGAGCACUAUUUCUCCAAGGCUUGCCAGUUGGUGAAAAGAACCAAUACUUCACUAUUUGGUGCACAUGGCUUUGUUCAUCCGAUUCCUAGGGUGCCACGUGCUAAUGUUACAGAAAAUACCAGAGGGUAUCUUCAUGCAUAUUCCUCUAGAGCUUCGCAGCCAAACCCUUGAGGUACCUGUUUCUCAGCUGUCCUUCAACUAACACCUAAUUCACUUAGUUCUACCCUAUGAUGCUCUUUCUACCACCUGCAUCUCUUCCUUGUUUUCCCUUUUACUGGCUCUGUCUCCCUUUACUCUUUGAAUCCUUUGUUUCUCCACCUAGAAAAUUUCCACCUACCUUAUGUGUCCUUCCAGAUAUUAUUGCAUCUAGUUCUGGACUGGGUUUCUUUCCACCUUUGCCAGCUACUACAGUAUCAUUAAAAUAUUAACAUUUAGCCUUGCUCAGUGGACCUGUACUCUAUGGGUCAGUCUGUAAUUUGACACAUCUCCCUACAGCCCUUCUGAGUCUAAAACACAUUGCAAUUCCUCUGUAUCCCAAAACCAGUUUUCCAGGCCUAUUUUGCCAUCAGUAACUCCUCCCUGUUCCCUCAGCCAUGAGUGAAUAUGCUGAAUGAGGACCUUUGUAAGUUCUGAUGAAGUGGCAUGUUAGGAGGAUGAAGCACUAAUCCCAGAGCUAAUGGACCUUCCUUUCCUUUCAGUACUUUAAGGAGUUCUUCUCUCAAUGUGUGACCUGCCCUGUCUAUCACCAGUGGGUAUCUGAGCUUAAGGCCUCUGUAAUGAGAUGUGAAAAGAGAGAAUUCAUGUCCCUGACUAACAGCAUCAGACCUUUUGACACUUGCUUGACCAGGAUUUGGAUAAAAGGAGAAUUUCUGCAGGAAAAUAACUCUUAGAAAAGAAAUUUAGGAAUACAGAGUAAGCAUUUCUUCCUGGAACCCUUGUGUGAGAGACAUAAAGACAGUCUCAGAUUCUUACUGAUGAGCAGUCAAAGGCUGCACUUCUGAAGUAAAAAGGGAUACACAGAUGUAAGGAGUUAGUCCUUGCUCCAGAGGUAAGUAUAAUCCUCUUCCUAAUGCUAGGCCCUGCCUGGACAGAUAGGAAUCCCUUCUUUUGUUAAACAGCAAUUUCUUCAGCUUCUCUCAGCUCUUUGUUUCACUAUUAGUAACCCUUAGGCAUAGAAAGUUCUUCCUUGCUUUUAGCCAAAGCAAUUGGGUUGUUUCCUUGGAAUAAUUGGAUGGUCACUAAGGAGAGAAAAAGGUCUUAGAAGUCACAAUGUAAUGUCUAUGAAUGAUAACAUUAGGCAAGAAAAGGAGAGGAAAGAAUAUAGUUCCUUUCCUCAGAGCCCUGCAAAUCUCCUUCUUUCCCAGGGCCGCUAUUUAACUUUGUAAUUGCUGAGGACAUUCUUUGUAUUUAUCACAUUCUUUAUGUUCCUUCUUUCAGGAUUUAACAGAGUGGCUGAUGUCAAGGAGAACAAGGAUGCAGAAGAAACUCAAGAUGUAUGUGUUAAAAGAACAAUAACCUGAAGGGACCAUGAUUCUUUUAUUGUAUAUAACACAAGGAAAUGCCCCAGAUUCUCCUUUUAAAUAUAUAGUGUACAUAUUACAUAUACUAGCCUUUAUAGUUACUGCUAUCUAUAUGUUUAUCAAAAUAAAAGACUAUUUUUU
Piliocolobus tephrosceles (Ugandan red Colobus) is the source of this 4915-nucleotide messenger RNA. Its product is annotated as adenylate cyclase type 10-like. Gene Ontology annotation, molecular function: adenylate cyclase activity. Gene Ontology annotation, biological process: intracellular signal transduction; cyclic nucleotide biosynthetic process. Bases 33 to 3242 code for a protein of 1069 amino acids. NCBI's taxonomy places the organism in Eukaryota, Metazoa, Chordata, Mammalia, Primates, Cercopithecidae. The transcript is spliced from 21 exons. Gene Ontology annotation, cellular component: cytoplasm. The record is from RefSeq and is a predicted model, not a curated record.